Triticum turgidum subsp. durum (durum wheat) is the source of this 420-nucleotide messenger RNA. Lineage: Eukaryota; Viridiplantae; Streptophyta; Magnoliopsida; Poales; Poaceae. The record is from the annotation of a GenBank genome assembly.
AUGGCGAACUCUGCAUCUGGUCUGGCUGUGCAUGAUGACUGCAAGAUCAAGUUCUCGGACUUGAAGGCGAGACGAAGCUUCAGGUUCAUCGUGUUCAAGAUCGAUGAGAAGUCGAUGGAAAUCAAGGUGGAGAGGCUCGGUGAGACUAGUUACGGCUACGAAGAAUUCACAAACAGCCUCCCAGCUGACGAGUGUCGCUAUGCUGUCUAUGACCUCGACUUCGUAACCGACGAGAACUGCCAAAAGAGCAAGAUCUUCUUCUUCUCCUGGUCUCCUGACACGGCAAGAACAAGGAGCAAGAUGCUUUAUGCGAGCUCCAAGGACAGGUUCAGGAGGGAGAUGGACGGCAUCCAGUGCGAGAUCCAAGCGACCGACCCCAGUGAAAUGAGCCUCGACAUCAUAAAAAGCCGAGCUCACUAA